Molecule: messenger RNA, 519 nt
Organism: Exophiala bonariae
Lineage: Eukaryota; Fungi; Ascomycota; Eurotiomycetes; Chaetothyriales; Herpotrichiellaceae
Gene: ADI1
Product: 1,2-dihydroxy-3-keto-5-methylthiopentene dioxygenase
Exons: 3
Coding region: 1-519 (172 amino acids)
Molecular function (GO): acireductone dioxygenase [iron(II)-requiring] activity
Source: RefSeq, a predicted model, not a curated record
AUGAAGGCUUACUGGUUUGACAACCAAGAGGGAGACCAGCGUCUAACCCAUGACUCUGGUCGCGAAGUUGAAGCCUCAUAUUUGGCCAAACUAGGUGUGUUAUACCACCAUGCACCUGAAGUUUCCACGGUGGACACAAUCGCCAAAGACCGCAGCUACAAGAACCGAGAUGAGAUCACUGUCAGUCCCUCGGCUAUGGGCGAUAUAUACGAGGACAAAGUCAAGUCGUUCUUCCACGAACACCUGCACGAGGAUGAGGAGAUCAGAUAUAUCCGAGACGGCGCAGGCUAUUUUGACGUGCGAAGCGAGGGAGACGAGUGGGUACGCAUUCGGUUGGAGAAAGAUGACCUGAUCAUUCUACCCGCCGGUAUCUAUCAUCGCUUUACAACGGAUGAGAACAAUUAUAUCAAAGCCAUGCGGUUGUUUAAGGAUGAGCCCAAGUGGACUCCACUGAAUCGGGGCCCUGACACGGAUGUCAACAGUCAUCGAGCUGAGUACUUACAGUCGCGAGGUGCUUGA